Melitaea cinxia (Glanville fritillary) is the source of this 1634-nucleotide messenger RNA. RefSeq names its product esterase FE4-like. The transcript has 3 exons. NCBI's taxonomy places the organism in Eukaryota, Metazoa, Arthropoda, Insecta, Lepidoptera, Nymphalidae. The coding region runs from base 34 to 1617 and encodes 527 amino acids. The record is from RefSeq and is a predicted model, not a curated record.
AGCAAGAAGUUAAUAUUGUUUACGUUAGUGAUAAUGAAUAUAGUGGACCAACCAGCGCCCGAAGUUGUGAUCGAGCAAGGAAUUUUGAGCGGUAAAAUAAGCGCAGAUGGGACCACUUUUGAAUACGUCGGUAUUCCUUACGCGACUUUGAACAGCAGCAUCAGGUUUCAGGCUCCUGGUCCACCGCCAAAAUGGGAAGGUAUUUAUAAAGCAAUCUACGAAAUAUAUGAAUGUCCACAAUAUACUUUCCUUGGAGUGAUCGGCUCUGAAGAUUGCUUGAAAGUAAAUAUAUACGUACCUGCAUUUCCAAAAGCGAAACCUCACGCAGUUAUGGUUUAUAUCCACGGAGGCUCAUUUAUUCUGGGAAAUGGAGGCAAGCUUAUCUAUGGACCGGGUUUUUUAGUACAAAAAGAUGUCAUAGUAGUCACGUUUAACUAUAGACUUGGGCCCCUCGGUUUUUUAUGCUUAAGGAUAAAGGAAGCUCCAGGAAACGCUGGGUUGAAAGAUCAAAUAGCUGCGUUGAAAUGGGUUAAGGAAAACAUCGCUGCAUUUGGAGGCGAUCCUGAUAACAUAACAGUAUUUGGCGAGAGUGCUGGAGCUACAUCACUUUCGUUGCUAUUAUUAAGCGAAGCUUCUGCUGGAUUAUUUAACAGAGCAAUAGUUCAAAGCGGAUCGGCAUUUUCUAACUGGGCGAUAAACAGAAAACCUGAAUUUGUUGCUAGUUAUCUUGUAAGCAAACUUGGUUACAAUACAACAGAUCCAAAAGAAAUAUACGAAAUAUUUUCUAAAAUGAAUUACAAAGAAAUAACUUCGAUAAAUGCAGAUACACCUAUUGAUCUAUUUUUUAAAACACAAAUUCUUUUAUUACCGUGUAUUGAAGCUAAAAUUCCAGGAGUUGAACCAAUUUUAACUGACUUACCUUACAAUAUUAUCACACGAAAUCCGAAGAAUAUUGAUAUUAUAUACGGUAUAACUAGUAAUGAGGGUUUGAUAGUAAUAGCAGAGGAGACUGAUAAGAGUAUUAGAGAUAGGAGUGUGCGUCAUUUAUUGGGAUCAGAUCUUAGUUUUGAUUCCGAAAAUGAAAUGAUCGAGGUAGCAAAUAAAAUACACAAAUUUUAUUUUGGUGAAGACGAAAUUUCCUUAAAAAAGUACGUAAAUGUUACAAAUUUAUACUCGCACUUGUAUUUUGAGAUGCCAGCAAUUUUAGAGAGCGAGUACUUUCUUCAAAACGCAAAGUCAAAAGUGUAUAACUAUAUUUUUGAUUACUCUGGUGGGAGAAAUGUUCUAAAACUUCACAGUACCUAUUGGAAUGAACCUGGUGCUAGUCAUGGUGAUGACCUAUUUUAUGUUUUCAAAGGAAACCUAGUUCCAUAUACUCUAUUUGAAGAAGAUAAAAAAGUUAUUCACUUUAUAACGGAGCUGUGGACAAACUUCGCAAAAUAUGGUAAUCCAACUCCAGAUAACAGCGAGCUACCAAUAAAAUGGUCACCAAGCACAAAGGAAAGAUUAAAAUUCUUAUACAUCGACAGUAAACUAAGGAUGGGUCCAAUGCUGAAUCCUGAGGCCUAUAAUUUGUGGAAACAUAUUUGUGAGAAACAUCGAAAUUUUAAAAUAUAAAAUUCAUAAUUCUUUAA